AUGUUUUUUUUUUUUUUAUUACACAAAGCCGGACAGUCCUCCUCCACCUGGUACCAGACGUCCUCUCCCCCGUGGUACCAGACAGUCCUCUUACCCUUGGUACCGGACAGUCCUCUUCCCCUGUCUCGUCAGAAUUCAGUGGUUGACCUCCUGAUGCCGAGGUCAGCGCGGCACAGCCACCGAUUUCACACUCAAGAUGAAAGGGAAAUGAAGAGUGUGAGGCUGGGGGGGGGGGGGGGGGGGGGGGGGAGAGGUCCACCCCCCCUCCUCCCCCCUUUCUGCUCAGCCACCUGUGACACCAGGCCUCAGCCGGGGACCGCAGCCGGACUGGAGCUGAUGGGGUUUUGA
Knipowitschia caucasica is the source of this 348-nucleotide messenger RNA. The record is from the annotation of a GenBank genome assembly. NCBI's taxonomy places the organism in Eukaryota, Metazoa, Chordata, Actinopteri, Gobiiformes, Gobiidae.